Elgaria multicarinata webbii is the source of this 2036-nucleotide messenger RNA. RefSeq names its product elongation factor for RNA polymerase II (gene ELL). Bases 13 to 1818 code for a protein of 601 amino acids. The transcript is spliced from 12 exons. The record is from RefSeq and is a predicted model, not a curated record. Gene Ontology annotation, biological process: snRNA transcription by RNA polymerase II; positive regulation of transcription elongation by RNA polymerase II; transcription elongation by RNA polymerase II. Lineage: Eukaryota; Metazoa; Chordata; Lepidosauria; Squamata; Anguidae. Gene Ontology annotation, molecular function: cis-regulatory region sequence-specific DNA binding. Gene Ontology annotation, cellular component: transcription elongation factor complex.
CCCCCGCGCAAGAUGGCGGCGCUGGCGGCGGAGCGGGGCUACGCGCUGUCGUGCGGGCGGCUCGGCCGCGGCACCCGCGUCUCCGUCUUCCACGUCAAGCUCACCGAGUCGGCCCUGCGCGCCUUCGAGGCCUACCAGGGGAGGAAGGACUCCGUGGCGCUGAAGCCGUCGAUUCAGUUUCAAGGAAGCCAAGGGCACAUCUCGAUCCCCAAGCCGGACUGCCCGACGGGAGCCAGGACGUUCUCGUUUUAUCUCUCCCAUAUCGGCAAAGACAGCCCCCAGGGGAGUUUUGACUGCCUCCAGCAGUAUGUGUCCAGCAACGGACACAUUCAGCUGGACUGCCUCGGCAGCAUUCAGGACAAGAUCACCGUCUGUGCCACUGACGAAUCCUACCAGAAAGCGAAGCAGAGCAUGGCCCUGGUGGAGGAGGAGAGCCGCAGCCGGGGGGCGAUCGUCAUCAAGCCGGGAGGCCGUUACGUGGGCAAGACGGUCAAAGUGCGCAAGCCUGCCCCGGGGGUUUCCGACGCCGUCCCCUCGCGGAUCCGCCCGACGCCCGUCAACCUCGCCAGCGCCAUGAAGAAGAGCCACAGCGCCGUCUCCCAGCGGCCGUUCCGGGACCGGGUGUUGCACCUGCUGGCCCUCAAGCCCUACAAGAAGCCGGAACUGCUCCUGCGGUUGCAGAAGGACGGCCUGUCGCCGCAGGAUAAGGACGCUCUGGACGGGCUCCUGCAGCAGGUCGCAAACAUGAACGCCAAAGACAGCACGUGCACCCUGAAAGAUUACCUUUACAAAGAGGUGCAGAAGGAUUGGCCCGGCUACUCAGAAGGAGACCAGCAGCUGCUGAAGAGGACCCUUUUCCGGAAACUCUGCCCCCCACAAAACGCCAGCGGCCCCCCCGAGAACCCUGCUCUCAGCCCGCCGAGAGACAACACCAACGCAUCGUCCUCCCCUCCCCAGAAGCGGCCGCAGCCCCUGGAAUUCACGGACCCGCUAGCCAACAAGAAGCCUCGCAUCUCUCACUUCGCCCAAAGGACUCAGGCCGUUCUCAACGGCAAGCUCCACCCUGCCAACGGCAAGGAGGCCGCUGCGGCGCCGGCGCCCCCCGCGGAUCUGGUCAGCUCGAGCUCCGUCUUGCCCAGCCUGGAGCUGCCGCGGCCUCACGACCCGCUCGCCGACGUCAGCAACGACCUGGGCCACAACGGCAAAGACUUUGAGGCGGCCGAGACGGCCGAGAGGCCGGACUCCGCCCCGGCGAGCAAGCACAAUUGCGGGGCGCACUCGAAAUCCAGGCGGAAGCUCAAAAAGAGGGAGAGGGAGAGGAAGGAGGAGCAGCAGCAGCCGCCGCCGCCCCGGGAGAAACCGAACUGCGACGAGAGGAGGGACGGCACGAAGACGGGCCCCGCGCAAGACGUUGCAGGUUUAAACGGGAUGUGCAACAGCUCCAGCCUUCCAACGUCCACGUCGGAAAUGCCAGACUAUUUGCUCAAAUACGGCGCCAUCGCCUCCUCCGAGCAGCGCCAGAGCUAUAAGAACGACUUCAACGCGGAGUACGGGGAGUACCGCGACCUGCACUCCCGCAUCGAGCGGAUAACGCGGCGUUUCAUGCAGCUGGACUCGCAGCUGAAACAGCUUUCGCCGGGCUCGGAGGAGUAUAAGACGAUUCACGAUCACAUCUUGCAAGAAUACCGGAAAAUUAAAAAAACGAACCGCAAUUACAGCCAAGAAAAGAACCGCUGCGAAUAUCUUCACAACAAACUGGCCCACAUCAAAAAACUGAUAGCCGAAUACGACCAGCAGCAGUUCCUGGCCUGGCACUGAGGCCUGGGGAACGUAAACCUGUGAACGCUUUCCAAAGGAAGAGGAGGAGAGGAAGGAAGGUAGAGAUGGCUUUGAAUAGGCCCGGCUGCGGGCUUCUGGGCCCCGCGGAUCCCGUCCCAGUGAGGAGUCCCAGCGUGGCGCUGUGCCCAGCCGGGAGGCGACACGGCCUGGCCCUCUCUGUCUCUCCCCAGAUAUUAAAAACAAUUAAAGAAAGGAAA